Molecule: messenger RNA, 4874 nt
Organism: Alosa alosa (allis shad)
Lineage: Eukaryota; Metazoa; Chordata; Actinopteri; Clupeiformes; Clupeidae
Gene: rapgef2a
Product: Rap guanine nucleotide exchange factor 2a
Biological process (GO): positive regulation of ERK1 and ERK2 cascade; small GTPase-mediated signal transduction
Molecular function (GO): guanyl-nucleotide exchange factor activity; protein binding
Source: RefSeq, a predicted model, not a curated record
CCUCCCGUUAGUCACCAUGGACGCUCAAAAGGGGGUAGCUGGUGUGGAUUUCUAAACUAAGUUAUCGGACAGUUCUGUGACGAACCACGUCUAGAGGCGGUCGCCAGUCUUAACCUGUACACAACUGUUAUGAGUUAGCCUUGUUCAGGCUGAAAUGCAAGUUAUGUACGCCAAUGGAUUGUCGUCACACCGUGGAUUUUAUUUCCAAUACCUCAGCAGCUUGGAUUUACAACACUGUAGGACGAUGGGAGUACUAGCCUGUUAGCCCGCUAACAAGGCAGAGCAGCUACAACAAGAAAUUUGCCGAGCAGCUGGCAUUUGUUUCAUUUGAUCACCGAAGAGUUCUGUCUUAAUUCAAGUGUAUCGUGUGAUCGCUGAUCGAACUGUGUAAACUUUCGACGGAGAAUAGACUUACCGACCGCUUGGCAUUUCUUCUGUCGCGGAAAAGUGGGAGUCAAUCCAGACCGUGGUCGCGAGAGUGGCCUGGAAAUCUGUCGGGAAUUUGAGUUCGCAAAUGAAAGUGUGGGGAACUUUAAAAGACAGAGUAACGUCGCAAGAGACGUUUUCCUUUCUGAAGGCGGCCGCGUCCUUGAUCUAAGUGAUAAUCUAUCAUGGCAUCUUUUGUAGACAAUAGUUUUCGUCAUGCAGUAAUAAAAAUCCCGGCGGAGAGGACGCAACAGGAUCUCCAGAUUGUGUACUCUUAUCUGCAUGGGAUGGAAGCACUGUCCAACCUGAGAGAACACCAGCUCAGGUUAAUGUGUGAAACAGUCCGAUAUGAGCAGCAUGAGGCCAAUGAAGUUCUCUACUAUCCUGAUGACAUUGGGAGCUGCUGGUACAUUUUGCUGUCUGGAUCGGUCUUCAUCAAAGAAUCCAUGUUUCUUCCACGCAGCAGCUUCGGGAAGCGCUCUGCGGGCAGUGCAAGGAGAGGCUGUGAGUGCAUCGUUCUGGAGCCAUCUGAGAUGCUAGUGGUGGACUACGUGGACGAGAGUGAAGUGUACUUCCAGCGCCAGGCGUCUCAUCGCCAGUCCCGCCGCAGGUUCCGUAAAAUCAACCAGAGUGGGGAACGAGAGACCAUCAUCGACACCGUGGAGCACGAUGACUACCCCCUCAGCAGCAGCAAGCCCCCCCUACCCCCCACCUACCACUCAGAGAGCCCCAAACAACAGCUGGCAGUGGAUUUCUCUAAGCUCCACCUCUCCGAGAGUCUCCACCCCCAUCUCACCCGCUCCAGCCAAUCAGCAUGCAGCUUCACCAGCGAGUCUGGCAGCAGCAGCCUGUCAGACAUUUACCAGUCGACAGAGAGCGAGUGUGGAGAGUUGGACCUGAGUGGGCUGCCGGAGACAGCAGUGGACUCGGAUGAGGAAGAGGAGGACGACGAAGAGGAAGACGUCAGUCGCUCAGCCGAUCCGCUCAUGAGCAGAGAUGUAGUGAGGGACUGUCUAGAGAAGGACCCCAUGGAUCGCACAGAUGACGACAUCGAGCAAUUACUGGAGUUUAUGCAGCAGCUGCCAGCCUUUGCCAACUUGAGUGUGUGGGUGCGCAGAGAGCUGUGUGCCGUCAUGGUGUUUGCAGUGGUGGAGCGCGCGGGCACUGUGGUGCUGAACCAUGGAGAAGAGCUGGACUCGUGGUCAGUUAUUCUGAAUGGGUCAGUGGAGAUUCUGUACCCUGAUGGCCAGAAUGAGGCUUUGUGCAUGGGAAGCAGCUUUGGUGUGACUCCCUCCAUGGAGAAGGAGCUCAUGGUGGGAGUGAUGAAGACCAAGGUGGACGAUUGUCAGUUUGUGUGCAUCGCUCAGCAAGAGUACUGCCACAUUCUCAACCGUGUUGAGCUGAACACGCAACGUGUGGAAGAGGAGGGGGAGAUCGUCAUGGUCAAGGAACACCGCGAUCUCGACCGGACAGGAACCCGAAAAGGGCACAUUGUCGUCAAGGGCACGUGUGAGCGCCUGAUGCAGCAUCUGGUGGAAGACCACUCGGUGGUGGACCCCACCUAUAUCGAGGACUUCCUGUUGACCUACCGCACCUUCCUGCCACGCCCCCUCAGCCUUGGACACAGACUACUGGAGUGGUUUAAAGAGCCCAGCCUGCGAGACAAGGUCACCCGCGUGGUGCUCAUGUGGGUUAAUAAUCACUUCAGCGACUUUGAGGAGGAUGACGCCAUGAGCGGCUUCCUGGAAGAGUUUCAGAGCUGUUUGGAAAGAGAGAAGAUGACGGGCCACCUGCGGCUGUUGAACAUCGCGUGUGCGGCUCAGGCCAAGCCUCGCGUGGUGUGUGUGUCCCGCGCCGCGCGCGACUGCCCCCUGCCCUUCAGCCUGCUGGGCGGAGCCGAGAGAGGAACGCGCCUCUUCAUCAGCGCCGUGGAGGUGGGCAGCAAUGCCGAGGAGGCGGGCCUUAAACGAGGAGACCAGAUUCUGGAGGUGAAUGGCCAGAGUUUUGAGAACCUGCUGCUGUCGAAAGCCAUGGAGAUCCUCAAAGGCCAGCUGCAGCUCACAAUGAGUGUCAAGACCAACCUGCUAGUGUUUAAGGAGCUGGUUUCCAGAGUGUUAGAGGAGAGGAGGAGUGGAGUUCCGCACCUGCCAAGGUGGUGAUCUUGGAAAGAAUCGGGCUCUCUGUUCAGUUCUGGCGUAAUUAGGGGUGGAGGUCAAGAGAAGGUCAACAGGAAGGCUAAAGCUCACACAGUAGGCGGCCGCAACAAACUCCUCAAGAUUCUGGACAAAACUCGCAUCAGCAUCUUGCCACAGAAGCCAUACAGUGUGGGUCAGUCCCAGGAUGACAGCAUAGUGGGUAUGAAGCAGUCCAAACACGUGUCGUCCAGUUUGACAGCCAGCGGAACCCUGUCGCCAAGCAACCCUGACCUGCAGAACCAGCAAGUAGCUAGUGAGCACACCAACUGCCAAUCAGAGCAAGACCAGGUGCUGCGUGUGUUCAAGGCUGAUCAGCAGAGCAGGUACCUGAUGGUAACCAAGGAGAGCACGGCGAGGGAGGUGAUCAAUCAUGCGAUGAGAGAGUUUGGUCUGAGCACGCCCCCUGAAGCCUAUUCGCUGUGUGAGGUGACUGUCACGCCUGAGGGCGUGACCAAACAGAGACGGCUUCCUGAUCAGCUCAACAAACUUGCUGAUAGGAUUCAGCUCAGUUCCAGGUACUAUCUGAAGAGCAACACUGAGACGGAGACUCUGUGCUCGGACGUGGAGGCUCAGGAGCUGCUGCGGGAGUCCCAGGUGUGCCUGCUCUCGCUGAGCUCCGAGGAGCUGGCCAAUCAGCUGUCGGCGCGCAACUACCUGCUCUUCUCCAGCAUCCACCCGGUGGACUACAUCCUGGACCUGUUCAAGCUUCGCCCGGGCGACGCCCACUCCACCGCCAACCUGCACCAGUUCGAGGACCUCAUCAACCAGGAGACCUUCUGGGUCGCCACGGAGAUCGUCAAGGAACCCAACCAGGUGCGGAGGGCAAAGGUCAUCAAGCAGCUCAUCAAGGUGGCGGCGCGCUGUCGAGAGGUCAACAAUUACAACUCCACCUUCAACAUCAUCAGUGGGCUGAAUCUGGCCCCCGUGUCUCGACUAAGGGGGACUUGGGAGAAGCUACCUGCUAAGUAUGACAAGCUGCUGUCCGAGCUGCAGACUGUGUUUGACCCGUCGCGCAACAUGGCCAAAUACCGCAGCCUGCUCAACACGCCGCCCACACAUACUCUCCAGCCCCCGGUCAUACCGCUCUUUCCGGUCAUCAAGAAGGACCUCACCUUCCUGCAUGAAGGAAAUGAUUCAAAGGUUGAUGGUUUGGUGAACUUUGAGAAGCUCCGCAUGAUCGCCAGAGAGAUCCGCCAUGUGGGUCGCAUGGCCACCGUCUACACAGACCCCACACUCCUCUACAGGACUAGGAAAAAGAAGUGGAGGAGUCUGGGGUCCUUGAGCCAGACGGGCAGCUCGACGGUGCUGGACAUGGCCAUGAUGGGGCAGAAGAAACGCAGCCGUAGGGGCUCGUUCCUGGGGGCCAAGCGCCUGUACGAGGAGGAGCUGAUGAUGCGGCGCGUGCGCCAGUACCUGAGCACCCAUGUGCACGUGCCCCAGAGCCCCGAGGAGCUGCUGCACACACUCUCCCUGCAGUGGGAGCCCGCCGCGCAGCCAGUGUCUAAGAGUUCAGGCGAGAGGAGGACUGUUGACUCCUCACCUGCCAUGCCCCGAAGUCCCACCCCUCAAGCCUCACACACACACCUGGCCCGAAGGAGAUCCUCAAAUAAAGAAACGUUUGGUGCCAAGUCCCCACAGCCCCUGCAGAAGGUCCUCAACCACUCUGAAGAGGGGCGGAGUCAGCAGAAGAGCCAGGUAGAGGGCAGCCAAUCAAACGCUUCGUCACUGCUCUCCUCUCCACCUGUUUCACCACAAAGCACACCACGCAGAGGUGUGUAUCCCAGCUCAGAUGUGGACCAGUACAGUCUCCUCAGCUCCUCGUCCUGUGACCUGAUGGAGGACGUGCGAGGUCCACACGCCCACGUCCACAUCAACAUGCCCGCACACACGCAGUCCGCCAGCAACAUCCUCUCUACCGCCAGGACAGAGCCUGACCAGAUCAGCCUGGGCUCCUACUCUCUGUCUCAGGACCAGUGUGAUCGUGCAUCACUGGAUGCCGCUGACAGUGGCCGCGGAAGUUGGACCUCCUGCUCGAGUGGUUCCCAUGACAACAUCCAGAGCAUCCCGCAGAGGUGUUGGGACACUUUGUCCGAAGGUGCAGGAGGUGUGCGGGGCUACUGGACCACACCCACUGGUUACUGGGGAGACGAGCUGGAGGGGGAGACGGGAACAAUCAAGCGCCGUGGUAACAAGCCUGUCAUAGGUCACAGAGAAGGGCGUUUCCGUGAGCCCCCGCCCACUUCAAGUUGCUAA